AAGGAGGGAGCCACCUCUGGAGCGAAUUCACUGAACUUGUACGGCAUCCAUCCCGACCAUUGGGCUGCCCCCAUUGCGCUUGCAUCCCUCCACAUAAUUUGUCGCCGGACCAAAAAAUGUUCGAACCGGAGUUUUCAAGUCACGACUGCCAAUUGACCCAAUCGCGUGAAGCACCCACGGUCAAAGGGCAACGUCGCCCUUGUCCUUGCCUUUCGUCAUGAGCCACGUAUUGAAUCCCAUUUACAUUCGUGCCAAACGAAACAAAACCAAUCUUUUCCUUUAUGUCAAUCUAAAGGAUACCAUUGCUGAAGUCAAAUCCAAGCUAUGCGCAGCCCUCGGUGGCGAUCGUACACCGGAGGAGAUUCGCUUAUUUCUUGACAAAUCGGACGCUGAACCGGCCCUGUUGGAGGAUAAGAAGACCGUCGACCAAUCCAAUGUCACCAACGAUGCUCUUGUCUUUUUUGUAUUUUACGACAAGGAUAAUGUAAAAUGGGAAGAUAUCCAUGUUGCCGAAUUUGAAUCACUUGACGAAGGAGAGGAUGAAGAUUAUGAAAUGAAGGAAGAGAUGCCUCCCAGUUCCAAGAAGGAAAAGGGAAAAGGCAGAGCAUGAUCUAUCAACAUCUUCACGCACACCAUGCAGUGAACGUCUUUUUCGAUUCCCGAACACCGUACACACUCUGCGUGUCCACAUCCCCAUCCAGUCCUUCUCACAAUCAAGCAUUCCCACUAAUUGUUUCGCGCCCUGAAUUUGGUAACUCACAACUCACUGUCAAAUUUUCCAGGAGAUGAUCAUGAGCUUUGUCAUCCACAAUUUAGAAAAUAAAUCGCGACAAAGAGUAAAUACACGGGGUUUGAUUAAACCUUGAAAAAUAAUGUUGGAUGCGAUGAAUGCAGCCCAGAAACGGUAAUAUCCUGGUACUGGUUUGAACACUCCUUGGCAUAUGUCCCCAAUGUCGACGUUUUUUGAAAGAAUGGAACUACGCACCUUCGUUGUUCUAUGAAAAGGAUUCAGAUUGAAGUUUUCUUUUUUUUUUUUCAAUUUAUAUUAACAACCACAUGCGCUCCUGACACCACGUCGAUGAUGAGAUUUUAUGUAGCACAAAAUGUUU
Radiomyces spectabilis is the source of this 1109-nucleotide messenger RNA. RefSeq lists its product as uncharacterized. NCBI's taxonomy places the organism in Eukaryota, Fungi, Mucoromycota, Mucoromycetes, Mucorales, Radiomycetaceae. The coding region runs from base 218 to 610 and encodes 130 amino acids. The transcript has 3 exons. The record is from RefSeq and is a predicted model, not a curated record.